Messenger RNA from Stylonychia lemnae, 1455 nucleotides. NCBI's taxonomy places the organism in Eukaryota, Ciliophora, Spirotrichea, Sporadotrichida, Oxytrichidae. The record is from the annotation of a GenBank genome assembly.
AUGGAAAUAUUGAACUUGGAUAAUAUAGAAUAAUUAGCUGAACAAGAUCUUGAUAAAUAUGUUAAACUUCGAUUUGAUCAAAGGAAUUAUCUCACAUGCUAAGAAGUUUCAAUGAUCUUUUUAUAAAUUCUUAAUGCUCUAGAGUACAUUCAUGAUAAAAGCUUCAUUCAUAGAGAUAUCUCUCCUUAAAAUAUCCUUGUUUUCGAAGAUUUAAGUAUCAAGAUUUGUGAUUUUGGAUUCGCAUCUCACGGCUAAUAUACACAAGCAAAUGUAGGAAAAUAAGAAUAUAUCGCUCCUGAAGUUUCUCAUUUUGAAGGCAAAAACUAUAACAAUUCUAUUGAUAUAUGGUCCCUGGGAAUAUUGCUUUAUUACCUUUGUAGCGGAUAAACAAAAAGCAAAGGAAUAUAUGUUAAUGAUCUAGCUAAAGAAAAAAAACAUAUUGACUUGCCUGAAAAAUAUUCAUAAUUUCAGGUGAUCUUUGAUUAGAUGCUAGAUUUUGAACCUGAAAAUAGACCAACAGCCACUAAAGUUAAAGAUGACAUCAUGAAACUUAUAGAUUAGGGUGAUUUGGCCUUUUAAUAAUACUAAUAAGAGCUAUAGGCUUACUAACUGAAAAAUCAAGAAAUAAAAAUUAUAAAAUAAGAGGAGGAACUAGAAAAAUAACUUUAAAAAUAUUUCAACAAAGAUAGUAUUUAAUGCAAUAAGGCUUCAUAAAUUUCUAUGUAAAACAUAUAUUAAUCGUUAGAGAAAUAAGCAAGUAUGGUUAGAUCACACUUAGAAAUAAAUGAUUACAAAAAGUUUUACUUGAAAGAGGAAGAAAAGGAAUUCAAAAGUUCAAUCUUCCAUUAAAUCCAAAAUAUUAGUAUGAGUACAAACCCAAAUAUUAAACCAAAAAUUACUCUAAAAAAUGUUAUGAACACUUAAAUAACAAAAUUGAAAAAAAAGAAAAAGUUUUUUUCAAACGAAAACCUGAAAACUAAUAUUUUAGUUGGUUUCUCAAUGCUUUUGGUAAUUUUAUCCUCCUGUGUUAAUCCUUACUUAACUAGCAGAUCCCCUGUGAUAGUAAAUGAUUAAAGAUCCGAUAAAGAAAUAGACAUUUUUAACUUGACAAUAAAAUCGUAGAGUGUUAAUGUUAGUAGCAUAAUAGAAAAAAUUGGAGAGUUUAAUUACGGAUCUAUUGAUAAAAUUCAUCCGAAUGCAAAUAGGAUCUUCGAAAAUUUAAUUUAAAAUGAAGAUUUAAGUAUAUAUCAAGGUGAAUACGAUAAUUAAACUAAGAAAAGAGAUGGAAGAGGAAGAUAUAUUUACAGUAAUGGGGAUAUUUAUGAUGGAUUAUGGAAGAACAAUUUAAGAGAUGGAUACGGGAGACUUUUAUAGAAUGAUAGAAACUACUACAUUGGUGAGUGGAAAGAUGACAAAUUUCAUGGAUUUGGAAAAUAUUAUCACAAUAAUUGGUGA